Molecule: messenger RNA, 2154 nt
Organism: Centruroides sculpturatus (bark scorpion)
Lineage: Eukaryota; Metazoa; Arthropoda; Arachnida; Scorpiones; Buthidae
Gene: DCAF12
Product: DDB1- and CUL4-associated factor 12-like
Exons: 7
Coding region: 270-1541 (423 amino acids)
Cellular component (GO): Cul4-RING E3 ubiquitin ligase complex
Molecular function (GO): protein binding
Source: RefSeq, a predicted model, not a curated record
UGGCGCUGUAGUAGUUCUGUUUAUUGUGUUAGAAGUUGGAAAUUUAGAAUUGAAAGAGUAAAAUUGAGGAAAAUUACAGAAAUUCGAAUAAGUUGCACGAUAUUCUUUGAUGUUAAAUGCACUUUUUCGUUAUAGUUAAUCGAGUGAUAAUAGCCAGAGAUUGUUUAGCCGUCGUUAAAUAUCAUUGUUCGGCAUGUGAUUGAUUGUGAUAUGUAUACAGACUAUAAUUACUCUAUAAAGGUGCAGACUAGUAAAAGAAAUAAUUAAUUAUGAUAUUUAUGUAUGAAUCCGUUUCUGUGGCUAGUGAUGACGAAGAGCAGUCGACUUACACUGAAAUUGUGAAGAAACCGUCGCGGGAUAAGGAUGAAGAGAAUGCCUCCAGUUUCGUUGACUAUGUCGUCAAUAGGGAGAUUGGGAGACGUGUAAAGAGUAAUUGCAAUUUCAGGGCACACGGUAUACGUCAUAUGCUAUCCUGCGGCAUCUUGAGGGAGUGUGAGAUCCCUCUGGGAAGGCUCAAUAAAGUCUUCUGUUCUAAAUGGCUCUCCGACCGCCAGAUUGUGUUCGGGACCAAGUGCAAUAAGUUAAUGGUUCUUGACGUUACCACUAACAAGAUGGUGCAGAUUCCUAGUUUGAUGGGCAGUGAAGACAAAGUGCAACCAGAGAAUCCUUGCGGCAUGCAUGCUUUGGAGAUCAAUCCAUCUAGGACAAUGCUUGCUACUGGUGGUCUGAAUGCCAACGAUCUGGCAGUCUAUAAAUUGCCAACUUUUGAUCCUGUCUGUGUGGGAGAGGAAGCUCACAGGGAUUGGAUAUUUGAUAUAACGUGGAUUGAUGAUGAGUUUUUAGUUACUGGUUCGAGAGAUACGUCACUGGCAUUAUGGAGGGUUAAGGAAAGUGAAACAAUUAAUCCUGUAUGUGAUAUUUAUCCUUCGCAUCAUAUCAUGUCCCCGUUGUGUGUCAAAACCUGUAGAAAUGCAGAGAAAAUCAGAGCACUCCUAUACAAUUCUGAAGAAGAGAUUUUAGUAGCACUGUCAUUGAAUGGAUUUCUGCAUCUCUGGGAUCUACAGUCAUUCCAUCAGAAAUUUUCCUGCAAACUUCCAUUCUUUCAAGAAACAGUUUGCAUGACUCAAAAUUACGAACACAAACUCUAUGCCGUCGGAUCACGCUCUCACAUCACUCUUCUGGAUGUUCAGACUCUGGAACCUGUCCAGAAAAUCACGGCCAAGUAUCAGGGUUGUGGCGUGAGGUCAUUGAGUUUUUCUGGAGAUCUCCUGACCGUCGGAACCGGAAUCGGCAUCCUGAUGUUUUAUGACGUCAGGGCGGGGCGUUACCUGGAAGACUCGGGCGGAAGCCGCCCAGCCGUGCUGAGAGCGACCCGGGGAUGGGUGUAUCCGGACGAAAAUUAUCGAGAGGUGUUCUUCAGUCUAGAGUACAAUCCUGCCAUCUACACUCACUGUUAUGAUGCUUCGGGGACAAGACUGUUUACGGCGGGUGGCCCUCUACCUGCCAGCCUUCAGGGAAACUACGCAAGCAUGUGGCAGUGAUGCCGGUAGUAAUAUAGCCAUAAAAUUUUAUUUAGUGUACAAAGAAAUUUCACCCUUUUUUAAAUAAUAAUUUUUCAUCACUCUGUAUGUCGGAUUUAUUAAUUUUUUUCAUAGACAAAUUCAAAAGACCUAGUGAUAAUGUAAAAAUUCAUAAAGUCUUUUUUUAAAUUUUUUUUUCAGUUUUGAAACAAUACAUAAAUUGUGUGAACUAAAUGGUGUCUUCCCACAAUCAUUUGUCAAUUUGAACCGAUAUUUUGUUUUGUUUUUAUUGAUAUUGCAGCCAUUAUUUCUGCAACAAAUUGUGGUGAUCUGUUAUUAUUAUUAUUAAAUUAUUCUUUGACAAUGUUUUUACGAGUAAAAUCUGAAUAACAUCUUAUUUUUCUUGGAAUGUGUAUUUAAGAAUUAAUUUUAAUCUUGCAAACUGACAUAAACAUGGUGAAAAUCAUAGUUGUCAAAGAUUACUUUAAUAUCAUCGGCACUAUUUUUUUACAGGAUAUCAUUGACAUCCAAAGAAAUCUGUUUCCUAUUUAGACAUAUGUAUGUCAGAGUAGUGAUAUAAUUUUUAGUUUGUUUGUUUUGUAUUGAGUUAGAUUAAUAAAUUCUUUAUAAUUAA